Messenger RNA from Amorphotheca resinae ATCC 22711, 1341 nucleotides. RefSeq lists its product as hypothetical. NCBI's taxonomy places the organism in Eukaryota, Fungi, Ascomycota, Leotiomycetes, Helotiales, Amorphothecaceae. The transcript has 2 exons. The coding region runs from base 1 to 1341 and encodes 446 amino acids. The record is from RefSeq and is a predicted model, not a curated record.
AUGCUGAGCCUACGCAAACGAUAUAUCUUCUUCGCUACUUUCUCACUAUUACUCUUCACCUCUUUUCUAACCAUAACCCUAAUCCACAAACCACCCAAGCGCCUAGGUCCAAUCUACAAGUCGGAGACACCAGGGAAAGCCCUUCCGAUCGUUGACAACUUCCCCCUGGCCUUGAAUGCCCACUCUGCUGCUGAGCUUCCUCCUAUACCCAGAUGGAACAGACCGCCAGCGCCGCACGUCGCAGAGAGAACUCCGCUCUUUAUCGGAUUUACAAGGAACUGGCGCCUCCUGCAGCAAGUAGUCGUAUCAUACAUCACGGCUGGCUGGCCUCCUGAGGAUAUAUACGUGGUGGAAAACACAGGCGUGAUGGAAGCCAACAAGCUAGGCCAGCUCUCCCUCCAGAACCCCUUCUUCCUCAACCAUACGCGGCUGCACAUGCUGGGAGUAAACGUCCUCAUAACACCCACGCUCUUCACCUUCGCCCAGCUCCAAAACUUCUACCUCUGGACCGCGACCGUCGAGAAAUACCCCUUCUAUUUCUGGUCCCACAUGGACCUCGUCGUCCUCUCCUACGAAUCCAAGUAUCGAGAGGAAAACCCAGACCUGGACCUCACCGAUCCGCGCACCAACUACACCGACUACAAGUCAGUCUACGACUAUUGUCUAGAUGCCCUGCACGAGGUGCUCCAAGCAAAGGACCCAGAGACGGGAGGGCCACUACGCUGGGCAACGCGCUUCUUCUCCUAUGACCGCCUGGCCCUCGUGAACGUCGCAUCCUUCCUCGAGGUCGGUGCCUGGGAUACCCAGAUCCCCUUCUACAUGACAGACUGCGAUAUGCAUGCGCGGUUAGAAAUGGCGGGUUUCAGCAUAGAGGAGAAGCCCGCGGGUCUCAUAUACGACGUAGCGAGCUCCCUCGAUGAUCUCCUCGUCCUAUACAGAAAGACGAAAGGGCCAAACGACCUCAAGGUCCCGGAAGCGAGCUUCCAUGAUCCAAAUAGGCUAGAAGAAGUCCUGGAGUCUAUUGCCAAGAGUGAGAUGGAGAUGGCGAAAGCAGGACUAGGGGAGCGCAAGGUUCGGGAUCUGGACGUGGGAUGGGAAGAAGACCAUGUUGGAUCGAAGGGCGAGAAUCGCAGAGGCAGGAAUACAUGGCAAGGGAGACAGAUGGGCGGGAAGGGAGACCCGUUCUAUAGGGAUAGCGCGGGCUUCGAGCAAGCUAUCCAGAUGACUAUCGAGCAUGGUCGCGCAGUCUUUAGAGAGAAAUGGGGACAUCGCGAUUGUGAUAUCGUGGCUAUGGGCUUGAAACCGGAUGAUGCUUGGAGGGUGAAGCACGACUGGACUUGA